Messenger RNA from Penicillium oxalicum, 1998 nucleotides. RefSeq lists its product as uncharacterized. The transcript has 3 exons. The coding region runs from base 1 to 1998 and encodes 665 amino acids. The record is from RefSeq and is a predicted model, not a curated record. Lineage: Eukaryota; Fungi; Ascomycota; Eurotiomycetes; Eurotiales; Aspergillaceae.
AUGGACAACGUUUGUGUCAUUAUUUUUCAUGCUUUUCCUCCCCCCCCUCUUGUUGAUCCGCUCACGGAUCCGUCUAAUGGGCCCGGAAGUCUCGUAUUGCCCUCCCCACGAACCUGGUUCCUCGUGGCCGUGCUUGCAAUUGUGUCCCUCGUUACUUCUCGUCCAACUACACCACCGCAGGAUUCCUUCUCUACGGCAUGCUUGCCGCUUCCCACCGAUUCGCUUGCUCGUCACUGUAUUACAGCAGGCGAGGAUAACGCUCUCUCGGCGCUCUCCAACCUGGUUGCAACGCCGGCUUUCGCAAUUGACCAACAAUCUGUAUCGACAAAUAUCUCAGUGAGCUCGGCGCUGCAAGUUGCGACCGGGUCACUACAACAAAUGGGGCGAAAGGCGAAAACGACUAUCGCCGCCCUUACGACGCUGAUCCUCUAUGUCUCCAUCAACAGCCUUGCCCGAACGGUCAACCCAGACGCUUGGAUCUGGUGUGAGGAAGACAAAGAGGAGUCGAGUUGGCUGGCCACGUCAAAGUCAUGGUUCGACCGAAAGGCAUGCCGCUGGCUCGGCGUGUGUGGCGCCUCGCAUUUUUACGUAGCCCAAGGCUUCUAUGGUGCUGAAGAUCCCAAUCGUUGGUCAAAACCGCUUGAUGACCAAAUCGCCGAGAAACCGUGGCUCAAGUUCUGGGCGAGUGGGGUCGAUAACAAUAAUCAGACUGUCCGGGAUGCAAACGAGCGGGCGCACCGGGAGAUCCCCGACUACGUCUUCGAGUAUGCUCCACUUGUGCAUCUGUAUUCCGGCGAGCAAUUCUGGCCUGGUGACAUUGCGGAACAUCUAUACCACACGACCCCGACACUCAAUUAUACCCCCAUUCAGGCUCAAUGGGAUCACCCCACGUUGAAGGAUUUGAAUGACCUCAAUCAGUGGGAAGGUGGCCGUCAUGUCUUUUUGACGAGUGACGAUGACCCCACUUCCCGCCCGCCGUGGCUUGAAGGCCAGCAAAACAUCCCGCAGGGGCCGGGCGGUGAUACGGGCGACGAGGCUGGGGAUCGAAUGAGCGAGCAAUUGAGUGAGCCAACUUGGGAGGAGUACGACAAAUAUCCCAAAGGCGCGGCCUCGGAGCACGAUGACGAUGCAGAAUGGGACGAUCUCAGGCGACGCACUGCGCGUGGACGAGCACGCAUCGAGCAAGAGCAGCUUCGGCGUGAAUCCAAAGCAGCCCAUCGUCGGUUGAAGCAGGAGCUGAAGAAGCGGUAUGGAGGACAUCCGCCUAUCCAGGAUCAGCUUCGGGAAGCCCACCCGCAGAGCCCUGGAGGCCGCAGCGAGGCGCCUGCUGUCCUCCUGGUAAUGGACAAAGGCGACGGCGUUGUGGACGCGUUCUGGUUCUAUUUCUACAGUUUCAACCUCGGUAAUACCGUCGUCAAUGUCCGCUUCGGAAACCAUGUCGGAGACUGGGAGCAUUGUCUGGUGCGCUUCCACCACGGUCAACCUAAAGCUCUGUUUUUCAGCGCGCAUACUGCUGGCGAAGCCUUCCGUUAUGAGGCCGUCGAAAAAAUCGGCAAAAGGCCCGUUAUUUAUUCGGCCAGUGGCAGUCAUGCAAUGUAUGCUCGUCCAGGAACCCACGAAUAUGUUCUACCUUGGGGGCUUCUGCACGAUGUCACAGACCGUGGCCCACUCUGGGAUCCGGUGCUGAACUCCAAGAGCUACACCUACGAUUGGGACAAUGACAACCUCCGUGCUUCAACCGCCAACCCCGAGGCCCCAACAGAAUGGUUCUACUUCCGAGGCCACUGGGGAGAUAAGUUUUACCCGCUCAGUGAUCGCCGCCAGUACCGCUUCGCUGGCCAGUAUCACUGGGUCAAUGGACCUAUAGGUCCACGCUUCAAGCAUCUGAACCGUAACAAGGUCUGCCAGGGUCCUGACCGUGCGACUUGUGUCAUCAGAGACUUUAUCGAUGAACCGAAACGGGCUCCGGGAUUGGAAGCGUCGGGGAACGGAGAAUAA